Betta splendens (Siamese fighting fish) is the source of this 4119-nucleotide messenger RNA. It is a transcript of the gene coro1cb, whose product is annotated as coronin, actin binding protein, 1Cb. The transcript is spliced from 11 exons. Lineage: Eukaryota; Metazoa; Chordata; Actinopteri; Anabantiformes; Osphronemidae. The record is from RefSeq and is a predicted model, not a curated record. Bases 1906 to 3342 code for a protein of 478 amino acids. Gene Ontology annotation, molecular function: actin filament binding. Gene Ontology annotation, biological process: cell migration; actin filament organization.
ACGCGUGGAGAGAGCGUGCGCGUGGCGCAUUAAGCGUGCGAUCUGUCAUCAUCAUGCGUGUGUCUUCGCUGGACGCGUUUGGGAAUGGGAGCAGCCGAAAAUGUUGGGUGGAAAUCUGCACUUGCGUCAGCUGGCGGCGGUCCACCGCAGCUAGCGGCUAGGCUAGGCUAGGCUACUAGCUAGCUAGCUUCAUUGAACAGACUGGAUGCACACGCACGGACGUGCCACUGGGGAGAAAAAUCACACCCUCGCUCACAGUGGCCUAGUCCGCAUGCAUGCGUCGUUUUGAAAGAUGUGUUAUUUUAACAACACCCCGUGAGGCGGUCUCCUCGUUGGCGGUGAGGCUAGUUUAGUGUCUGUUAGCAGCGGCGAAUAACGGCACCAUCUCCGGCACAGCUGUUGAGCGGUCGGAGCGGUGCGGCAGAGCACGUUAUACGAAUAUGCACGUAACUACAAUUAUGCUAUGUUCGUGCGUACGUCUCAACAACGCCCCAAAGACGCCGGGUUCGUUUAACGUCCACCUGAGGCCACAUCUGGAGCGUGCUAAGCAAAAUACGGCAUACAUCUGCACCCCCUCCCCUCCUCCUUGUCUCUGGAGCGGCAGCGUUACGCCUAGCAAGCGGAGCCCGAAUCACAGCUUCCGCACAACCGAACGGACUGGACUUGAAAUCACCGGGACGAUCGUUCAGCGCCGUCGCCGCAGCUUCCCGGCGUUUCGCUUGAGUUUGUGCCGCCCGCGUGAACCGGGAGGGCGGGACGCGCCGAGGCGUGUGGUGAACGCGGCUAACGCUAGCCAGCGACCAUUGUUCAACGCUAGCGCCGUGCAGCUGUUUCCAUCUCCAGAGGAUGAGAUGUCCCCUGCGCUCACUGUCUAAAAUAAAUGUAACAUGUCGCUAUUAUAACACAGGAUCUGUGGGAGUGAUAUAGAUUGUGUGUGUGAAACCCGUUCACUCAGCGUUAUUAUCCAGACGGUGAAAUGACGCCUACCGGUCCGUUGCCUGCAUUUUAUUGAUCAACCGAAGCCAUCACGUUGCUCGGCUUACUUUCCUGGACCCUCAUGCAUUAGCGUUAAUCAAAACGCGGGCCCGAUGCUGAGUGCGCCGGCGUCAGGAUGCUCGGCGGCGUCCCGCUGCGCGCUGGGUGGCGGCGCGAGAGCGGCCGCGGCUCCUCGCAGUGUCAGAUGGGCGGUUGGAGCGGGGCUGGCGGCUCCUACCUGGCGCUGGUGCUGACGGAGGGAACACGGUGUUCCGGUCCGACAGAGCUGCAGAAUUCAUCGCCAGUGUUAAAUAUGAUGCUUUUCAUGGACCGCUGUCACAGUAACAAAUGAAAGGGUAGUAAGGGUUUCUGUCUGUAUUUGCUGUGGGAUGUUGUCAUAAUAAAGCCAGUUGUCCACUAAAUGUGUGAUAUUGAUAUGAUAUAAAUGUCUUGGCCUCAGCAGAUGUGGAAUCAAGGCAAGUGGCUAAAAGCCUUGUGGGUGUGUAAUAAGUCAAACAAGUUUUGUUUGAGUCUUUCUCUUUGCUGAUGAAUCCAUGUUCAAACACCAGGCUGUUAUUCAGCGCUUCUAUUUUGAAAUUGGUGACUAAAUGUAAAGAAGCAGGUGGUGAAGAUGAUGAUGAUGAGGCUCUGCAGCCUGUAUGUAACUGCUCAGUGUGUGAGUGACGGCUUAAUUACCGCCCUGAGAUGCUCCAUUUUCCAGGUAAUUACAUAGCAAUGCACGCCACUAAAAUCAUGAUGCAUCUCCCCCUCACAUGUCAAAGACCUUUUUAUAUUGAAGAAGGUCAAGAAGUUCAGCAGGCUUCUGCCGUUUGUCUCUGACAAGAAGGUUAUGGAGACUAGAGAUCAACUCACUGACAUCUAAAAAAACUGAGCUAGAGGUAAACACAGCCGGCGAGCGAGAGGUGUCUCAUGUUUCCUGAUAUGUUGCGGCGAGUCGUGCGACAGAGCAAGUUCCGCCACGUCUUCGGCCAGGCCGUGAGGAACGACCAGUGCUACGAUGACAUCCGCGUCUCCAGGGUCACGUGGGACAGCUCCUUCUGUGCUGUCAAUCCCAAGUUCGUCGCCAUCAUCAUAGAGGCCAGUGGCGGAGGGGCCUUUCUCGUGCUCCCUCUACAGAAGACGGGCCGCAUAGACAAGGCCUACCCUACAGUAUGUGGCCACACGGGCCCCGUGUUAGACAUCGACUGGUGUCCCCACAACGACCUGGUCAUAGCCAGUGGUUCGGAGGACUGCACAGUCAUGGUCUGGCAGAUCCCUGAGAACGGGCUGGAGACGGCCCUUUCAGAGCCCGUCGUCGUGUUGGAGGGUCACUCCAAGAGGGUCGGCAUCGUGUCCUGGCAUCCCACCGCACGCAAUGUUCUCCUGAGUGCAGGGUGCGACAACCAGAUCAUCAUCUGGAAUGUGGGCACGGGGGAGGCCAUGAUCAACCUGGAGGACAUGCACCCCGACGUUAUCUUUAGCGUCAGCUGGAGCCGCAACGGCAACCUGCUGUGCACCGCCUGCAAAGACAAGAAGGUCCGCGUCAUCGACCCGCGCAAGAGGAAGAUUGUGACGGAAAAGGACAAAGCCCACGAGGGAGCUCGGCCAAUGAGAGCUAUCUUUUUAGCGGACGGAAACAUCUUCACCACUGGAUUCAGCCGCAUGAGCGAGCGUCAGCUCGCCCUCUGGAAGAGUGACAACAUGGAUGAGCCAAUAUGUGUUCAAGAGAUGGAUACCAGUAAUGGAGUCCUGCUGCCCUUCUAUGACCCUGACACCAGUAUCGUUUACCUUUGUGGAAAGGGCGACAGCAGCAUUCGGUACUUUGAAAUCACAGACGAGGCACCGUUUGUUCAUUACCUCAACACGUUUUCCACCAAGGAGCCGCAGAGGGGAAUGGGAUACAUGCCCAAAAGAGGCCUGGACGUCAACAAAUGUGAAAUAGCAAGGUUUUACAAAUUACAUGAGAGGAAAUGUGAACCAGUUAUCAUGACGGUCCCACGCAAGUCGGACCUCUUCCAGGACGACCUGUACCCAGACACGGCUGGGCCCGACCCUGCCCUGGAGGCAGAGGAGUGGUUUGCCGGGAGGAAUGGCGGUCCCAUCCUGAUCUCCCUCAAGGACGGCUACGUCUCCACCAAGAACCGCGAUCUGAAGGUGGUCAAGAAGAAUGUGCUGGAGACCAAGCCGGCAACUAAAGCCGAGAACGUCUCCCCUGUCCAGAAACGCGCCCCUCCACAGUCCUCUGUGAAAAUGGAGGAUAAAUUGGAUGAGGUGCUGCGAGAGUUCAAGUCACUCAGGGACCGUGUCAUCCUCCAAGACCGUCGGAUUGCCAGACUGGAGGAACAAGUUGCCAAGGUCGCCCUGUGAGACCCCCCUCUUUCCACGGAGCGCCCGGGAUUUUUGGCCGCGCGUCAGAUUCUCCAGAUUCGGCUUUUAUUCAUCUUGGCGUCGCCUCCGCGCCGACAACCAAGCCUACAUUCCAAGAUGGACUUUUAUUUUCCUCAUCGAACUCGGUUUCACUCUCAGCCCCGACUCUCACACUCACACACGGAAAAGGAAAAGCUCUCCCGGGUUCUGUACACGUUUGAAGGAAAAGACGUUUUUGUUGAACAAAAAGUCUUAAUUUUUAUUGUCUCUCAAAUUGUGGUAAAACAUUCUUAUGUGAAGUUUGUACUUACUACUCAGAAACUGUAUGUAGCAUCAGUAUUUCCAUUCUUUUUGUGUUGCCAAAUAUGAAUUGUGUGCUUUUUCAUGCACUGCUUUUACAUUUGUUUCCUCUCCUGUUGUACAUUCCACUCACGACUUCGUAGAAUAAGUUAGUGGAGCUGGAUUUUUUUUUUAAACAAUAGCUGUUGAACUUUUUCCCUCCCAUCCGUUUGUUCUCGAUUCAUGAAUGUGGAACAAUUCCUUGGAAGACAUUUGUUCCUGUUCUUCUCUGUUUGAAGUUCUAACAGAGGGGGGGGGUCGCAUCUCUUCUGGUGUAAAAUGUUGUGCAAAUCUCGUGGUACCUCUUGACACCGUUGGAGGUCUGAAGCCGCGGCCUCGAUGCGUACGUGGUGUUGAGAGGGGGGCACUCGCCCAACAUGUGCUUCACCGAGCCCCCGACAAACAGUUCUGUGGACAUAAUAAAGAUUUUACACAAGA